UAGGCUAACAACUGUAGCGAGCACUCGAAAAAUUACGCAGACACAGAGAAAAUAUUGUAGCUGCCGGGUCACGAUUUGUCGAGGUCUCGGUUUUGAAACUGAAUUACGCCGGCGUGAGUCUCGGUGUAGAAGGCUGGAAACGCCGUGGGUCUUGGUCUUCCCGGUAGCAUCAGACGGCUGUUGUAGCUGUGUUUCGCGGUGGUUUCCGAUUCGUUACGAGUGGUUUAGCUUGUGAGGUGAUUUCACAGUUGAUAUUCGUUUCAAGCUCAAAUCGGUCAAGAUUGAACGGUGGCAAUGGAUCAAGACUAUGAAGAAGAGGUAAAGACGUUUCAGAGCUUGGGGAUAUGUGAGCAAUUGGUUGAGGCAUGCGAGAGUUUGGGCUGGAAAAACCCGUCUAAGAUUCAGGUCGAGGCUAUUCCUCAUGCCCUAGAAGGAAAGGAUUUAAUUGGACUUGCACAGACUGGUUCUGGGAAAACUGGAGCUUUUGCCCUUCCCAUUUUGCAAGCCCUUUUGGAUGCUCCUCAAGCAUUUUUUGCCUGUGUGCUCUCUCCCACAAGGGAGCUUGCAAUUCAGAUAGCCGAGCAGUUUGAAGCUUUAGGGUCUGGCAUUGGUAUCAAGUGUGCAGUGCUUGUUGGAGGGGUAGACAUGGUGCAGCAAGCCAUUAACUUGGCAAAACGGCCUCAUAUUGUUGUUGGGACGCCGGGACGUCUUGUGGACCAUCUAACUAAUACGAAGGGUUUUUCCCUGCGCACAUUGAAGUAUUUGGUCUUUGAUGAGGCAGAUCGGUUAUUGAAUGAAGACUUCCAAAAAUCAAUAGAUGAAAUUUUGAAUGAAAUUCCUCGUGAGAGGAAAACAUAUUUAUUUUCUGCUACUAUGACAAAAAAGGUUCGGAAACUUCAAAGGGCAAGCUUAAGAAAUCCUGUUAAGAUUGAAGCGGCAACCAAAUAUUCCACAGUAGACACAUUGAAGCAGCAAUAUUGUUUCAUCCCUGCGAAGUAUAAGGAGUGUUAUCUUGUUUAUAUCUUAACUGAGAUGUCUGGUUCAACAUCAAUGGUCUUCACUCGCACUUGUGACGCUACUCGGCUUCUAGCAUUGAUUCUUCGAAAUCUUGGGUUAAGAGCCAUACCCAUAAGUGGUCAGAUGACCCAGGCAAAGAGAUUAGGAGCCUUAAAUAAGUUCAAGGCCGGAGAGUGCAAUGUUCUUAUAUGCACUGAUGUGGCUAGUAGAGGACUUGAUAUUCCAUCUGUGGAUAUGGUCAUAAAUUAUGAUAUUCCUUCAAAUUCCAAGGAUUAUAUACAUAGAGUGGGAAGAACUGCUCGUGCAGGUCGUUCCGGGGUUGCCAUUUCGUUAGUUAAUCAGUAUGAGUUAGAGUGGUAUAUGCAGAUAGAGAAGCUGAUAGGGAAAAAGCUACCGCAGUUUUCCGCUCAAGAAGAGGAAGUUUUGAUGUUGUUAGAGCGUGUGGCAGAGGCGAAGAGAAUAUCCAUCAUGAAAAUUAAAGAAACCGGUGGCAAAAAGAGGAGAGGUGGAGAUGAUGACGACGACGACAACAAUGAUGUUGAAAAGUAUAUGCGUCUCAAGACUGGAAAAAUGUCUAAGAAUGGAAAAACGUCCAAGAAGAUGAAAAGAAAAUGAGUAAAAAAAGUUGUUUAUAUUUAUAAUUUAAUUAGUCUCGAUUCAAUUUUUGCUAGUUUUAGGUGAAUAUGAUGUUCUUACGUGAAUACAAAUCAUCAAAUGAACGAGAAAUUUUGACAUUUCGUGUAUUUAAGAUACUUGUGAUCGAUUAAAUAUCA
Molecule: messenger RNA, 1790 nt
Organism: Cucurbita maxima (winter squash)
Lineage: Eukaryota; Viridiplantae; Streptophyta; Magnoliopsida; Cucurbitales; Cucurbitaceae
Product: DEAD-box ATP-dependent RNA helicase 10-like
Exons: 14
Coding region: 295-1632 (445 amino acids)
Molecular function (GO): nucleic acid binding; RNA helicase activity; ATP binding
Source: RefSeq, a predicted model, not a curated record